Messenger RNA from Ananas comosus (pineapple), 976 nucleotides. RefSeq names its product probable aquaporin TIP2-1. Bases 50 to 799 code for a protein of 249 amino acids. Gene Ontology annotation, biological process: transmembrane transport; water transport. Gene Ontology annotation, cellular component: plant-type vacuole membrane. Gene Ontology annotation, molecular function: water channel activity. The record is from RefSeq and is a predicted model, not a curated record. NCBI's taxonomy places the organism in Eukaryota, Viridiplantae, Streptophyta, Magnoliopsida, Poales, Bromeliaceae. The transcript has 3 exons.
GUAGAGGAGGAGCUAGAGGAGAGCAUUAGAUCAUUCAAUUAAAUUAAUCAUGGUUAAGCUCGCAAUCGGAAGCAUUGGUGACUCGUUGAGCGUCGGAUCGUUCAAGGCCUACUUGGCCGAGUUCAUUGCGACGCUGCUCUUUGUUUUCGCCGGUGUCGGCUCCGCCAUUGCUUAUGGGAAGUUAACGGCCGGUGCGGCACUGGACCCGGCCGGGCUGGUGGCGGUGGCGGUCGCGCAUGCGUUGGCCCUCUUUGUCGGGGUCUCCAUAGCCGCCAACAUCUCCGGCGGCCACCUCAACCCCGCCGUCACCUUCGGCCUCGCUGUCGGCGGCCACAUCACCAUCCUCUCCGGCAUCUUCUACUGGGUGGCCCAGCUGCUCGGCGCCUCCGUUGCCUGCCUCCUCCUCAAGUUCGUCACCGGCGGAUCGGCCGUGCCGACCCACAGUGUGGCGGCCGGGAUGAGCGAGUUGGCGGGAGUGGUGAUGGAGAUCGUUAUCACCUUUGCACUUGUGUACACCGUCUACGCGACGGCGGCGGACCCGAAGAAGGGUUCGCUAGGCACCAUCGCCCCGAUCGCGAUCGGAUUCAUCGUCGGUGCGAACAUCCUCGCGGCUGGACCGUUCAGCGGCGGCUCCAUGAACCCGGCACGUUCCUUCGGUCCCGCGGUGGCCGCCGGAGACUUCUCCGGCAAUUGGGUCUACUGGGUCGGGCCGCUCAUCGGUGGUGGGCUCGCGGGCCUCAUCUACGGUGACGUUUUUAUUGGAUCGUAUCAGCCCGUUGGGGCCCAGGAUUAUCCAUAGAGGAAGCAUUUACAAUGUUGAACAGCUGCUGCUUUACUCCUUAAUUUCCUCUAUCCCCCCCUCUCUCUGUUUGCUAUGCUUUUACUUAUAAUAAAUGUGCAUAUUGUAUGUAUGUUUUGUAAAAAUAUGUAUUUUUCACUGCGAUUGAAUGAAUGGUUGUGCUUCCUUAGCGUUCAA